Messenger RNA from Anastrepha obliqua, 2298 nucleotides. RefSeq names its product protein PFC0760c-like. The transcript has 2 exons. The coding region runs from base 143 to 1909 and encodes 588 amino acids. NCBI's taxonomy places the organism in Eukaryota, Metazoa, Arthropoda, Insecta, Diptera, Tephritidae. The record is from RefSeq and is a predicted model, not a curated record.
CUAGUUGUUUUAAAAACAGUCUGUUUUGGCAACUGCUUGUGGAAGUAUCGAAAAGUAUUGCGAAUUUGUUCACACAUACACUUUUAAUAAGUUCAUUCAAAAUAUUUGUAUUUGCGCAUUGAAUUUAUUCUGAUCUGUUACGAUGUACGGCCGCGUAGCCUUAAUUUUAUUAUUCAGCGCAACAACAAUUAGUGCGCGUAGUAUUGAAGGAUACGGAUGCAGGGAAUAUCCCGUAGUUACUGGUGAUCCACUCACACCACUGCGCACUGUACGAGUAUGUGGAUCAAUGCAAGAGUAUGAGGCAGCGCCGAACUAUUUUCCAACGCCAUUUGAAGGUCAAGUGCGACGUUCGCUACCCUCGGACACUUUAUAUGGGCCGCCAAGACAGGCGUUUCAGCAAUCGCCGAUAAGUUGGCCGUCACCAUCUCAAUCGUACAAUAACGAUAGAGCACAAUUUCCUCAACCUCUCACACAACGGAUGCAACUAUUUCCUGAUGCUCUCGAGACAUUCCAGAAAAACGAUUGGAAUUCAAACAAUCCUUCGAUUAAUAACAACGAGCUCAACUCACGCAAUCAAAUGGAAGUGGAUCACUUGUUACAAAAGCAGAUGAACUUCAUUGUGGAUGAUGUUUCUGAAGUCAAGGAUUCUGUCAAAAAUCUGGUGCCAUAUCUUAAAGAUAUUCUCGAUACUUUACAUACGCAGAAUGAGCUUAGGAGAAGCGAAGAAAAUAUUAAUGUCAAUUUGAAGCUAGAUCCCUCCCUCGAGGCUUUAUUAAAACAGUUUCUUCAGCUAAUAGAGACGAAGAACUCAAAGGAAGAACUGCAAAUUAUAUCAAAUGGUAUUGAGGAAGCAGAUGAUAAUCAUGAAGAUGCAGAAGAUUCUUACUUACCAGAAGUUUCAACCGAAGAUAGUUCGGAAGAAAAGAUUACGGAAGCGCCAAGUAAUACUGAAGAGAACUCGACCGAACGGGAUGAUGAAGAAGAUCAGAUAAUUACUGAAGGAAAUUCUUUAGAGGAUGUAAAUAAUUGGAUGCGUUUUUAUUUCGGACCACCACUACAAUUGCAUAAAAAUGAAGAAGAAUUAGAAGACCUUUUGCACAAGUCAAGCGAAGAGAAUAAUUCUGCAGAAAAAUCUGAUGAAAGCUUUGAGUCUUGGUUCAAUGCCGUUUACGGUAGAGUUUCAGAGAGCAAGGAAAAUGAAUCAAAUGAAAGCAGUGGAAAUUCUAAAGAGCAUAGUACAACAAAGGCAUAUGAAGAUGAUACUAGUAACCCUUUCAUAGCAACUGAAGAAAGCAUUGAAGAUACAGACGACGAUUACGAUACUUAUUUUGUUCCAACAACCAUGGUUCCCAUCCAAGAAGAGACAACGGCUGAGUACCUGGAAAAUGGAGGUCGGUAUGGCUAUACAACGGAAAGUAAUUCCAAUGUUGACUCUAUAAAAUCGGAAGAAUUCAAUUUGGAUAGCUGCUUUGAAAUAGCACUGUCGAUUUCAAGCUUUGGUGACGCAGAAGUACUUCAUAGGUAUAAUAAAUGCCUACAAGCUUUAUACUUAAGUGCCCCUGACGAAUCCAAGGAAACUGAAGAACUGAAACGGGAAACCGAUUCUGCUUCUAAAGGAUCUAAUGAAUCCGAGGAAAGUAAAGAAACUGAGUCCGCUGUUAAGGGCUCUGAUGAAUCCAAGGAAAGUAAUGAAACUGAAUCCGCUGUUACGAGCUCUGACGAAUCCAAGGAAAGUAAUGAAACUGAAUCCGCUGUUACGAGCUCUGACGAAUCCAAGGAAAGUAAAGAAACUGAAUCCGCUGUUACGAGCUCUGAUGAAUCCAAGGAAAGUAAUGAAACUGAAUCCGCUGUUACGAGCUCUGAUGAAACCAAUUAUGACGAAUUUUACGGUCCGUGGGUUUAUGUAUAGAUAAUGUUAUGUGCGAAAAUAUUUAUCUACAUGUCGAAAAAAAGCGAGCUCGAUACAAGGCCCAUUGAACAAGAAGUACAGUAGAGCAGCUGACUUGAUUGUUUUCAAUUUAUUUGGUCUCCCAAAAAUUUCAUAUUGUUGUAAAAUUAUUCUAAAAUGUUAAUUUUUGUUUCAAGAUUUGAAUUACAUAUGUGAAAUUUUAGACAGCAAACGCAAACACGAAAUACAUUGUUUUUGUUGUUUUUGCUGUACUACUACCGGUUCAAUGUGCCUUGGGUCGUAUACAAAAUUUUAAUUUUUAUUUUGUCACUCUCUAAGAUAAGUAAUCUAAUAUUCUUAUGAUAAAUUGUAUGUUUGGGAAAUAAAAUAUUUAUUAGUUAAAAAAAUUA